Molecule: messenger RNA, 381 nt
Organism: Penicillium robsamsonii
Lineage: Eukaryota; Fungi; Ascomycota; Eurotiomycetes; Eurotiales; Aspergillaceae
Exons: 2
Coding region: 1-381 (126 amino acids)
Source: RefSeq, a predicted model, not a curated record
AUGUUUAUUGUCAUAUAUGGCGAGAACAAGAACGCCGCAAUUAGAGAGCAAUUAGAUACGAUUGUUAGUGACUUUCGGUCUUUGCCUACUCCAGCCUCCGAUGAGACCCAGGCUGUGCUUGGUGGCGGUAGUCCUGGCCGAUGCAGAGACGCACGACGACAAAUCCGUGUUGCUCAAAGGUGCAUCAGCAACGAGCGCGAAUUUAAUGGAUUUCUCACCUCCAGCCCUCACCAAUCCCGAACUGGCAACAUCUCUAUGAUUGAGUCCUAUCUGAAGGAUGAUCAUAAAGUAUUUUUGGCCCAUGGUGAUUUUCAUCCACGAAACAUCAUGGUAGUCACUCACCUGGAUGACCCGGUUGCGGAUGAUUUUCUGCCCAUAUAG